AGCGUCGUCAUCUUCUUUCUCGGCUUUGGUUAAAAUUCUCUUGGGCGUCUUCAAGCACUAGAAGCACAGGUCGUCACUCAAACAUAGCAUUUAAGACUAUUUUGGAUACAAGACUAUAUUUUGGACACUUUACUCGUCGUUUGAACUUUAUUAUUUUCCCCUAAGAUGGAGUACAUGGUAGAUCAACCUUUGGAUGCUUUCAUACAGACCAGGAAAGGAAGGGGUCGUGGUGGUAGAGGACGUGGUCGAGGAGGUAGAGGUCGUGGUGGGGGUGGUCCAGCUAGACGUAAUUCAUUCGGAGGUGGAAGAGGAGGAGGAGGAGGAUUCCGUCGUCAAUCCAAUCGACCUCAACGCCAGAUGGCCGGGAAAUGGCAACACGACAUGUACCAAGGCGAUUUUAAUGGAAGCGCUCAGGUCCAAACUCCCGCCAAAUCCGGUGGUACCAAACUACUCAUUUCGAAUCUUGAUUAUGGAGUCUCUGAUGAUGAUAUUAAGGAGCUCUUUAGGGAGUUUGGACGUCUGAGGAAAGCCGAGGUACACUACGACAAGAGUGGGCGGUCUGUGGGUACAGCUCAAGUCAUUUUUGAGAGGAAUGUGGAUGCCCUAAAAGCUGUUAAGCAAUACAACGGAGUCCCUCUUGAUGGACGUCCAAUGUCUAUACAAUUAAUGGAUGGGUCUGGAGCUGCCAAAACCUUCACAUCAACUCCCAACAAGCCUAAUAUUAAGCAAAGGGUCGGGCAGCGUCUCUCUGGUGGUGGUAGAGGAGGUUUUGCUAGGGGAGGUGGUAGAGGAAGGGGACGUGGUAGAGGAGGACGAGGCGGUAAGAAAGAGGAGGUCCCAACUGCAGAAGAGUUGGAUGCAGAUUUAGAAGCAUACAAACAGUCAACUGAUUCAUGGACAGCUUGACAUGCAAAACCAUUUGACAUUUCUUUGUGUAUUUAACCUGUAACUGUCAAACGUAAUUUCCCUUGAGUUUUUUGAAAUUAAUUCAAUGUGUAUAACAAUGAUUUUAAAAUUGAAAA
Amphimedon queenslandica is the source of this 1022-nucleotide messenger RNA. Its product is annotated as THO complex subunit 4-like. The coding region runs from base 166 to 906 and encodes 246 amino acids. Gene Ontology annotation, biological process: mRNA export from nucleus. The transcript has 6 exons. The record is from RefSeq and is a predicted model, not a curated record. Gene Ontology annotation, molecular function: mRNA binding. NCBI's taxonomy places the organism in Eukaryota, Metazoa, Porifera, Demospongiae, Haplosclerida, Niphatidae. Gene Ontology annotation, cellular component: nucleus.